UCUCCUCCUUCCAACCAGAUUUCCCAGUUCCACUCUUUUGUGAAAUAUAUAUAAACAUUCGACUAUAAUUAUUUAGGAUGUUCCACAAGUUAUUUGCAAAACGACAAGGUCGUUUUAGUGACAUGGCGCGGAAGAGUUCCGGAGUCGGCGAGCUGAAGCCUAUGCUUCACUUGCUACUUGCACUCUGCGUCCAUUGGAUCGCCGAGGAAAUGACGGUUUCCGUUCUUGUUGACGUCAUUACCGCCGCCCUCUGUCCCCAAGAGUCAACCUGCACCGAAGCUAUUUAUAUUAGCGGUCUUCAACAAACGAUUGUUGGAGUUUUCAAGAUGGUGGUACUUCCACUUUUAGGUCAGCUUGCAGAUGAGUAUGGGCGUAAGCCAAUGCUCCUUCUCACUAUAUCUACUUCCAUAUUCCCUUUUGCUAUACUUGUCUGGAAUCAGUCUAAGGGAUUUGUAUAUGCUUACUAUGUUCUUCGUACAAUAUCAUACAUUUUAAGUCAAGGGAGUAUUUUCUGCAUUGCUGUUGCUUAUGCGGCAGAUGUUGUUGAUAUCAGUAAGAGGGCUGCAGCUUUUAGUUGGAUUACAGGUAUUUCUUCUGCUUCGCACGUCUUGGGAAAUCUACUCGCGCUUUUUCUUCCCGAAAAGUACAUUUUUCCGGUUUCAAUCGCGCUCUUGAUUUUUUGUCCAAUUUACAUGCAAUUCUUUUUGGUUGAGACAGUUACAUUGGCUCCCCAGAGGGACCAAGACUCAGCUUGCUUGUCUAAGAUAAUUAAGGUUCUCCAUAACCGAUACAAAUCAAUGAAAGAUGCUGUAACAAUUGUUAUUAGCAGUCCGACACUAAGGGGCAUUUCUCUUGUUUCCUUCUUCUAUGAGUUGGGAAUGUCUGGCAUUACAGGUGUCUUAAUGUACUAUCUGAAGGCUGUUUUUGGUUUUAACAAAAAUCAAUUUGCAGAAAUUUUGUUGAUGGUUGAAGCAGGUUCAAUUUUUUCUCAGAUGUUGGUGCUUCCACUAUUCAACCCAUUGGUUGGAGAGAAAGUGAUAUUGUGCACAGCUUUACUUGCAUCCAUAGCUUAUGCAUUAUUCAAUGGCCUUGCUUGGGCUGCAUGGGUACCAUUCCUGGGUUCCUCAUUUAAAAUUGUUGUUGUUCUUGUAAAACCUUCUACAUAUGCUAUCAUUUCAAAAGCAUCAAGCUCAAACAAUCAGGGAAAAUCACAGGGAUUUAUCGCUGGUGUGGAAGCAAUAGCAAGUUUUUUAUCACCACUUGCAAUGAGUCCAUUGACUUCAUGGUUCCUAUCUACUAGUGCUCCAUUCAACUGCAAAGGUUUCAGCAUAAUCUGUGCAUCCAUAUGUAUGGUUAUUGCAUUAUGUUAUGCUUGCUUCCUUAAACUUGAUACACCCUCAAGUCAUGACUCUGAGGAUGAUGAUGUUGAAGCACCACUUCUAGGUGAUGGAUAGCUAAUCACUUGAUUGUAAGUCCCAUGUAAAAUUUCUUCUUGGUGGAUGAUGUAAAUAUGUGGGGUGCCUUGAGUAAUCUUGUAAAAAUGUUAGUGCAAAUAAAAUUUGAGUAUUCAUUUUUCCUUUACAAAUC
This is a messenger RNA of Corylus avellana, 1587 nucleotides long. RefSeq lists its product as uncharacterized. Gene Ontology annotation, biological process: transmembrane transport. Gene Ontology annotation, molecular function: transmembrane transporter activity. NCBI's taxonomy places the organism in Eukaryota, Viridiplantae, Streptophyta, Magnoliopsida, Fagales, Betulaceae. Gene Ontology annotation, cellular component: membrane. The record is from RefSeq and is a predicted model, not a curated record.